Messenger RNA from Anarrhichthys ocellatus (wolf-eel), 1633 nucleotides. RefSeq names its product vascular endothelial growth factor c (gene vegfc). NCBI's taxonomy places the organism in Eukaryota, Metazoa, Chordata, Actinopteri, Perciformes, Anarhichadidae. Gene Ontology annotation, biological process: induction of positive chemotaxis; vascular endothelial growth factor signaling pathway; vascular endothelial growth factor receptor signaling pathway. The record is from RefSeq and is a predicted model, not a curated record. The coding region runs from base 1 to 834 and encodes 277 amino acids. The transcript has 5 exons. Gene Ontology annotation, molecular function: vascular endothelial growth factor receptor 3 binding; growth factor activity; chemoattractant activity.
AUGCACCUACUGGGAAUAUCUCUUUUACUGGCAUAUCUUCUCUACACUAACCUCGCCAGCGACUUCAGCCACAGCGACUACGAUGAUUACUACGAGCAGGAGCAGAUGGACGAGCCGCUGUUUGAGAUCACAGUGCUGAUCACCCAAGGCACCAAGCCGGUGACCAUCAGUGUGGCUAACCACACGCAGUGCAGCUGUCUGUCCAAACUGGACGUCUACAAACAAGUUCACAGCAUCAUCAGGAGAUCCCUGCCUGAGUGUCCAAUAGCCAACAGGACGUGUCCUCCUGGUCAGUCAUGGAGCAGCAGGCAGUGUCGGUGUGUCGGCCUGAGCGCCAAUGUGCACCACAACCCCCCUCCUCCACCACUGCCCCCUCCCAGGCCCUCCCAACAGCACCUUGACAUAUUGUCAGCGGAUGUUUGUGGCUUAGAUAAGGAACUGGACGUGGAGACCUGUCAGUGUGCGUGUCGGCUCGGGGAUGAAACUCAAGACUGCGGCCCUAACCGACAUCUUGACCGCAACACCUGCCAGUGCGUCUGCAACAUUCCACCUGCUCCCUCCUGCCUUCACAACCACGUCUUCAACAAGGACACCUGUCAGUGCACAUGUAGCAGGACGUGUCCUCGGCACCAGCCCCUCAAUAAAACAAAGUGUUCCUGCGAAUGUAACGAGUCGCCCAACAAGUGCUUCCUAAAGGGAAGGAGGUUUCACCAAGCCACAUGCAGUUGUCUCAGGCCUCCCUGUGAGGUAAGGAGGCGAAGGUGUGAACCAGGUUUCUCCUUCAGCGAGGAAGUGUGUCGCUGCGUACCGUCCCACUGGAGACGGCUGGACUAACUGCAGGCGAGUAACACAAUAACGAGAUGCUAACGAGCAGAUAACAAACUUAACAAUUCGAAUUCAUCACCCAUCCUGCAGCUGGUCAUGAGUAUCCCCGUCAGCUGUGAUGGCAGCUAAGUGUGCGGACCCUCAUGAACGUGGGGAAUCCUUAGUGACUGGAGUGCAGAUAUGGGAAGCUCUGGUGAGAGUGGGAAAUGCACUGACUCAGUUUGAGAUGUUUUAAUGGGAGAGCGGCUGAUCGGAGCCCAGAAAAGGAAGGAAGGACUGAGAGAGAGAGAGUCAACACUCGACACUUGUUUUAAAAUACUGUCUAAAUAUUUUUUUAUAUAUAUUUGGGGGGUUUUGUAUUAAUUAUAUCUCAGUAUUCCUUUGUGAGAUAUUGAUUAUAUAAUUUAUUAAAUGUUGUUUUUCAACCUCUGUUUAUUGCAAUUUCAAUCUUUUUCCAUGAAAAUACACUGUGAUCAUUAUUUUUGUAUCAUAUAUAUGCGUAAAAUAAAGUAUACUGGAUGAUGCAUUUUGUAAACUUAGUUUGUCUGUUUUGGUUCAUAUUCUACUGAGGUUAUUCUGAUCUUCAUCCUCCCCAUCAUCACAAAGAAACACUAAGUGAUUGUAAAGUUUCAUCGUAACUAAAGCUAAAGGUCAAAUCUGGGUGUGUCUCACGGGGUGAAAAAUAGAUUUUGACCUUUUAGAGACAUCUCCUAUUGAUUUUAAUGUAUUUGAAAUUGACAGUCAACCCCCAAAAACCUGACUUUUUAUACUUGAGAGGUUAAAGAAGGAAAUAUAAAAGUCUUUUUGA